AGCAGACUUCUCGACAUGUCUUGCGCGGCGCUGUAUCCGCAGGCUCGCAAGCUCGUGUUUGAGCUCAAGACCCAACUGAACUACCUCGAGUCGUCGCCAAGUUUGGAUGUGUUGAGCGGAACCACCGAAAACCAGGCACGAGAGAAUGCAGCGGGCCUCAAGUCUCUCGUGGAGCAAUUGGACUCGCUUGUAUACAACGAAAACCCGAGCAACCGCGAAAUCUGGGCGAAGAAAGUGCACCAAAUUCGUGAAGAGUACACGCUAUUAAACACGACGCUCGAGCGACGCUGCAUUCAGUACAGCCGAUCGCAAAUCGAGUUCCAAGAGCGAGAAAAGCUUAUGUCUCGCCAGCGCCACCAGCAACAAGGGAACGAUAUCCACUACCUCACGCAAGAACACGACUCGCUCCAUCGGUCGUCUCGGAUGAUCAACGAACUGAAUGAACUCGGUGCCGCAACCAUGUCGAACUUAAACGAUCAACGCAGUCGACUAAAAGGCGUCCAUCGAAAAGUUUUGGACAUUGCCAACCAUCUCGGGUUAUCAGGUUCGUUACUGCGUGUGAUCGAGAGGCGGGAGACUGCAGACAAGUGGAUUGUGUACGGCGGUAUUGUCGUUGUCCUCUUGUUCAUGUACAUUUGCGUCGCACACCUACGAAGCUGACGAUCCCUGCCCUCCCAUGCCACAAAAUCGCAGCGCGUCGCACAGGUCGACGCGCUCAUAACACGAAACCAGUCGUGAUUAGUUGCCCCAAGACUGCAUGUCCUUCAUCCCAGUACACCUCGUCUCCAUCAUUC
This is a messenger RNA of Aphanomyces invadans, 794 nucleotides long. RefSeq lists its product as hypothetical. The coding region runs from base 16 to 660 and encodes 214 amino acids. The record is from RefSeq and is a predicted model, not a curated record. Gene Ontology annotation, molecular function: SNARE binding; SNAP receptor activity. Lineage: Eukaryota; Oomycota; Saprolegniomycetes; Saprolegniales; Verrucalvaceae. Gene Ontology annotation, cellular component: late endosome membrane; Golgi apparatus; SNARE complex. Gene Ontology annotation, biological process: vesicle-mediated transport; vesicle fusion. The transcript has 2 exons.